UCUUCAGAUUAAGUGGUUCUCCUUGCUUAUGGACAUGUUUGACUGUCCAGUCUCUUCUUGACUUUGCUCCUGAGUUAUAGACUCGCUUUGGACUAGCUGACCCUGAGUCACCCCUGCUGAUAUCGAGGAUGUUGGGCUGUGCCAGACGUUGCAAACAUGGGUUAGUGAAGUUUGCUGUGUCUGUGAGCAAACUGGUCACCGGAACGCUCAUUAAAGAUAAGAUCGAUGAUGAUUUUGAGCUGUCGGUAGUGUGUCAUCGUCCAGAAGGUUUGGAGCAGUUAGAGGCACAAACAAACUUCAGCAAGAAAGAACUACAAGUGCUGUACAGAGGCUUUAAGAAUGAAUGCCCCAGUGGAGUUGUCAACGAAGAGACGUUCAAACAGAUCUACUCACAGUUCUUUCCUCAUGGGGAUGCCAGCACAUACGCACAUUACCUGUUCAACGCCUUUGACUCCUCCCAAAAUGGGUCCAUCAAAUUUGAGGACUUUGUAACAGCUCUGUCCAUCUUGUUGAGAGGAACAACAACAGAGAAGUUACAGUGGACGUUCAAUCUGUAUGACAUUAACAGAGAUGGCUACAUUAAUAAAGAGGAGAUGACGGAUAUAGUGAAAGCCAUAUAUGACAUGAUGGGCAGAUUUACGUAUCCUGCUCUGAAGACUGACACACCUAAACAGCAUGUGGAUGCUUUCUUUCGGAAAAUGGACAAGAACAGAGAUGGAGUCGUCACACUGGAUGAGUUUAUUUUCUCCUGUCAAGAGGAUGAAAACAUCAUGAAAUCGUUGCAACUCUUUGAGAAUGUCAUAUAGCCACAGGAAGAGGGGGAUGAAAGGACGAAAAGAGAAAUCAGUGAGAGCGAAAAAAAGAAUGGAACAAAACCUAUGAACUUUUGAAGCUGAUAAGUUUUCUGUAAAAUAAUGAAGGACUAACUUUUCCCCCAUCGCUAUGGUAAUCUCUUUGGCAGUUGGAAAGUUCUAGAAAAUGAUUAUCACCUCCUUACCUUGGCAAUUUGCCAAGUGUUUGCUUAAAGGAGAAAUGUGUAUUUUCUGCACUGAUAGAGGCACCAGACGAAAUUUAAAAAAUUAUGAUUCUUUUCAAACACUCUGCAUCUCUUUCAUUGAUUGGAAAAACAGCUGCUCCAAAAUCACACCACUGGUUGACCAAUGUUGCACUAAUGGGCUGGUUUGGAUGCACAAACCUACAAAUGACAUACAGCACAGUUGAAUCUACAUAUUAAACUGGGAUGGGAGAAAGUAUUUUAACCUCACAUCACCUUUAUUCUGCUGGAAAGCAUUACCUUUUUCAUUCAACCCAUGCUGUUUAACCUCAACUGACCUCGUUUUGUUGCAGAAAAUUGUAAGAAUUAGGUUCAUAACUAAAAACAAACAAGUUAAAAGUGUGUCAGCUACUUGAAUCAUGUCAAAGCAACAGAGCCAAAUACAACAUAGACAGCCAGCCAAACUCUUUCUGCAGAACUGAAUUACUGUGAGGUAUUUGGAAGUAUAUCAUUGAUAUAUGUAUGAAUGUAUUUUAAUAUGUUUAAAGGGACAGUUCACCCAAAAAUGAACAUUCUCUCAUCAUUUACUCACCCUCAUGCCAUCCCAGAUGUGUGUGACUUUCUUUCUUCUGCAGAACACAAAUUAAGAUUUUUAGAAGAAUGUCUCAGCUCUGUUGGUCCAUAGUGAAUGUGAAUG
Myxocyprinus asiaticus (Chinese sucker) is the source of this 1691-nucleotide messenger RNA. RefSeq names its product Kv channel-interacting protein 1-like. Gene Ontology annotation, molecular function: transmembrane transporter binding; potassium channel regulator activity; calcium ion binding. NCBI's taxonomy places the organism in Eukaryota, Metazoa, Chordata, Actinopteri, Cypriniformes, Catostomidae. Gene Ontology annotation, cellular component: voltage-gated potassium channel complex. The transcript has 8 exons. The record is from RefSeq and is a predicted model, not a curated record. The coding region runs from base 129 to 806 and encodes 225 amino acids. Gene Ontology annotation, biological process: regulation of potassium ion transmembrane transport.